AUGGUAUGUGGAGUUAAAUCGGAGAAGCAAUAAGAAAGCAGCAAAUAUCCAAUAUUUGGUGUGAGGUGACCCUGACCCAUAAUUAUUUGGUUGAAUUUCAAACUCCUUAAAAGGAAGUAAUUACUCAUAAGUUGAUUGAUCAUAUUGGUUUCAAAAUGACCAGCCGAAUAAAAUCCGGAGCAAGCAGGAUUGAGGUUGAAAUAGAGAGAAACAGAGAAGAGUCCAACUGGUUGAAAGUUAUAGAACUUGCAGAGCAAUUGAAAGAAAAAUCACCAGAUUUCUUAUGCCUUUCAGACUUCCUAAUUGGUGAAGGGAAGUUAGAAAACUUUUUGGAGGAAUGGCCUCCCUUAGAAAUAAACAUGAAUCGAGCUAAACUUGGGUUAAUAGAUGCAAAACGAUAUCUCAAUUUAGUGAUAACAGAAGCAGGGAUAAAGGCAGGAGUUGCAAUGGAUGCUCAUUUACUACUAGGAAAAUUACAGUAUGCAUGUGGGCAAUAUUCGGACGGGCUGAAACAUUUUCAAAUGGCAGACUUGCAAAAGUUGACAGAAAAAAAAUUACCUCUGAGAAGUUUGAAAAUUAUUGCUGAGUCAUAUGCAAUCAAAGCCCUCUGUCUACAAAAAGAUGAUACAGCUUCUAGUAAAUUCAAGAAGCUGGAGAAACAAGAAGAGAUGUCAAAAUGCUUUGAUUUGGCUUCAGACCUCAGUCUUUUGUACAUGCAAAAACUAGAAAAAGAAUUAAUUUCCACAAUACCAAGUUCAAAUACAGGAAGUCAUUCACCUCAACCCCAUGCAGCCCAUAAAUCCCUUGGAGAGGUCUUAGAACAAGCUAUUCAAUUAGCCCCCAUAAUUUUCCUCCAAAACGACAAGGCCGAAGCGGCAUUAGAGAGAUACAGAAAUUCUCUUUGUGCGAUCGAAUCGCAUGGUGUUCAGAAUAUUCGACUGAAAUUCUUGUGUCAAAUGGCCGAGUUACUUUUACAAGGUUUGGUGGGAGAGAAGUAUAAACCCCCAUUGAAUUCUACGAUGAAAAGUUCGGUUUGGAAACCAAAGUAUUAUGCAUCAUUGAAUCAGUUCAUUCCAAGAAAUCAAUGUGAAGAAACUAUACUAUUACUGCUAGUAGCCGAAUCGAUGGCCGUACGUAACACAGUCCUGUCUCAAUCUCCGGAGUUCCGAGAUAUUAGAUUGAGUGCAUAUCAAGAUGCAGUUAUGGUAUACGAUCUCUUGACAGUGGCUACAGUGCGAUGGGGACAAAUAAGUCUCUUACAAGAAUCACUAGAGCGAGCACUGAAAUUUACUUUUGAAGAAUCCCACCUCUGGAAGCAGCAUGCACUUAGUCUUCUUGCUAUCAACAGAUACGAACAUGCCUUGGCAGUACUGAAAGAAGUUAUUCGGCUGGAAAAAAAUGACCCCAGCAACUGUCUUUUGGCAGCCAAGUUGUGCUAUGAACAUCUGAAUUUGGCAGUGGAAGGUACUAAUUUUAGUAUGGAAGCAAGAGAGAGAGCCUUCACUUCACCUUCAGGGCUCAUCGGUAGAAGUCAUAUGUAUAUUGGUAUAGGUUAUCAUUUACAAGCGGAAGCCGUUCAACUUCGGAGAGAAAAAGAUAUUUUGCGACAAACAGCUCUAGAUAACUUCAGAACCUCUGUAGAACUAGAACCGAACGACCACCUCUGCAGAUACUAUUUAGGCCUUCAGUUAGCUAUCUGUGGUCACAUUUCCGAAGCCCAACAGCACAUCCGAAUAGGUCUGGACAUCCAUCCAGAGCAUUCUUCCACUUUGCACCUAUUAGUAUUACUCUUAACUGCAGAAAGGCAACAUAAAAGUGCCCUUUUGGUCGUUGAAAAUGCCCUGGAAGAGUAUCCAGAUUGUCUCAAUCUUAUGUAUGUGAAGGCUUAUUUGGAAUUACAUGAGAAAGGAGGCGAGAAAGCCCUAGUUACGGCCAAACAAAUGUUGGAACUUUGGAAAAAUUUAUAUGAAGGUCAAACUAUUUCAGAUGUGCCAGAAUGUGAUAGAAAAAGUGACACUAGGUCAGUCUUCCAGUUAUAUACCUCUGAAAUGUCAGACAAAGAUUCAAGUUCCUUACACCUACACAAUACCGCUGCAUCGAGAGUGGAGCAAGCUUUGAGCGAGGUUGCCAGUUCUAUGAGCAGUUUCAGUCCCAGACCUGGUCCACAUAGAGCAUGGUUGCUGCAAGUGGAGAUAUGGCUGCUGCUCGCUGAGUUGUACCUGGCCCUGGAUCAGCCUGCUGAUGUUCAAAUGUGCAUUCAGGAGGCUACCCAAAUUUAUCCAUUGAGUCACCACAUAAUGCAUAUGAAAGGACUUUUACACAUGUACAAACAAGAAUGGUCUGAUGCCAAACUGUGCUUCCAAAAUGCUUGCGCCAUCAAUCCUCAACAUGUCAAGUCUCUGCAACAACUGGGACUUGUUUACCAUUAUCUAGGUCUACAAGGGCUUGCCGAAACUACAUUGAGAGAAGCUGCCAAAAUUGAACCAAAAAACCACAUCACCUGGUACAAUUUGGGUAAGGUCUUUGAAGCACUAGGAGAAUUUGAGAAAGCUAGCAAUGCAAUGGCAACAGCUCUUCUGGAAGAAAAGAAUAGCCCUAUACUACCGUAUCAUUCAGUUCCAUUAUGUUUUGAAUAAUACAUUUCCCACAAACAUCUCUAGUACCGUACUGGGCAUAAGGUGCAACCAAGCUAUUUUAUGGUAAAUUGGUAUUUGAUAUUACUCAGAGGUGAUAGGUGAAAAAAACCAAAAAAAACUGAAUUAUUUUAGUUUUCAUAAAAGUGGUACUUGAAUUACCUUUCGACUGUGGUGGAAUGAUGCACGGUGUGAUGAGGAUUUGUGGCGUUGUUUAAAAUGUAUAUUCCAUUCCAUAUUCGUUGAAGUG
This is a messenger RNA of Phaedon cochleariae (mustard beetle), 2883 nucleotides long. NCBI's taxonomy places the organism in Eukaryota, Metazoa, Arthropoda, Insecta, Coleoptera, Chrysomelidae. The record is from the annotation of a GenBank genome assembly.